UGUAAAGUUCAGUGUGAAAGUGAGUGUAGCAGCGUGUGGGUGUGUGUGAGAGGCUCCUCUGUCUCUGGUCUCACUGGCUCCCACCACAGUGCCACUGCUCACACAACACUAACAAGCAACCCUCAGUACCAUCCAUCUCUCACUGCUCCUUACCUCUCCGGAGAAGAGUGCGGCAAGUUAGAGGAGAAGAGUGCGGCAAGUUAGAGGAGAAGAGUGCGGCAAGUUAGAGGAGAAGAAAUGGAAGAGAGGCGACACAGGCGACGUGUAGUGAUGAACGGGAAGUGAGGAAGCAAAUGAGGUUAAAGUGCUGGUUGGAAGUGUAAUGGCUGAGGUGGUAACUAAGAAGUGAAGUGUAGGGUGAGAGAAGUGAAGGAGGUGGUGUGGACGCAUGUCAUAUCCUCGUUACCUUGACAACCCAGCCUCCUGGUAGACAUCACAAACCUGCCAUUACUACUACCCCCCAGUCUACUACUACCUUAGUAGACAUCACAAACCUUCCAUCACUACCACCCCUCAGUCCACCACUACUACAUUCUUUGCACCACCAGUUUUAUAAGUCUGUCAAUAACUAUGCAUAGACAACUGUGAAUGGCAUUCUUGAUGCUGAAUAUAUAAAGAGAAAAAUAAACAUUUUGGAUGAGUAACACACAAUGUUCUGACACGAGUGAAGAAAAAACUAUGGAGUCGGGAAAGUGAAGAGUGGAGUUGAUACUGCAGGCAGUGUAAGAUGGUUAUACCUAGAGGAGAGCAAUGAGGAAAGUGCCAGUGGAAGUGAGCAAGUGUUGAUGUAAGGUGGAACAAGCCAGGACACUGACCACUGUCUUCCACCAUGGAAAGAUACCUACUGCCUCCCUCUCUGCUGUUUCUGCUGCUGCUGCUGCAAGGCUGCUUAGCCCUGUGGCUCGGGGAAUGUAACAAGCCGCUGGGAGUGUCCACUGAUGAACUUCACGACUCUGCCCUGACAGCUUCCUCUGCCCACGACCACAUUGUGGGUCCUCACAGAGCCAGGCUAGGUAUGGAGGGCGGGGGAGGUGCCUGGUGCCCACGCUCAGCGGUCGACACCCGUCAGGAAGAGUGGCUGGAGGUUGACCUGGGAGCCCCGAGGCUGGUGACAGCAGUAGCCACACAGGGUCGACACGCCAAUGGUCAGGGUGUGGAGUACACCCCAGCCUACACCCUCAGUUACUGGCGGCCAGGCAUGGCCACCUUCGCGUACUACUCAGUACACCCUAACCUCGCAAACAAGGUAAGUGGGCCAACACUUGCUAGACCUCACAAACAAGUGUACCAACACUUGCUAGACCUCACAAACAAGUGUACCAACACUUAUGGUACACUGUCUUCAGUGUCCUCCUACCAUCUUCCAGCUGGUACACCGUCUUCAGUAUCCUCUCCUACCAUCUUCCAGAUGGUACACUGUCUUCAGUGUCCUCUCCUACCAUCUUCCAGCUGGUACACCGUCUUCAGUAUCCUCUCCUACCAUCUUCCAGAUGGUACAGUCUUCAGUGUCCUCUCCUACCAUCUUCCAGCUGGUACACCGUCUUCAGUAUCCUCUCCUACCAUCUUCCAGAUGGUGUGCCAAGGCCACAGCUCACGUCAGGAACUGAUUCCACUGACCAUUCCCACACUAGACCUUCCCUCACCAGACCUUCCCUCACCAGACCUUCCUUCACCAGACUUUCCCUCACCAACCUUCCCUCACCAACCUUCCCUCACCAGACCUUCCCUCACCAGACCUUCCUUCACCAGACUUUCCCUCACCAGACUUUCCCUCAACAGACCUUCCUUCACCAAACCUUCCUUCACCAGAUCUUCCUUCACCAGACCUUCCUUCACCAGACCUUCCCUCACCAACCUUCCCUCACCAACCUUCCCUCACCAGACCUUCCCUCAUCAGACCUUCCUUCACCAAACCUUCCUUCACCAGAUCUUCCUUCAUCAGACCUUCCCUCACCAGACCUUCCCUCACCAACCUUCCCUCACCAGGCCUUCCCUCAUCAGACCUUCCCUCACCAGACCUUCCCUCACCAGACCUUCCUUCACCAGACCUUCCCUCAUCAGACCUUCCCUCACCAAACCUUCCCUCAUCAGACCUUCCCUCACCAGACCUUCAUUCACCAGACCUUCCCUCACCAACCUUCCCUCACCAGACCUUCCCUCAUCAGACCUUCCCUCACCAGACCCUCUCACACCAUACUUUGCCUCUCCCACCAUUCCCUCACUAUACAGCACAUCUCCCAGCCAUACACUUCCUGGUAAUAUGGAAGACAUUGGUGGGGGGGGGUCCUGGUGUGGUGUGGGGGAGUGGCUGCGACGCAGGAGAGGCAAAACCUCGUCUCCCAGGGUCUUCCGCCGCCCACCUCCGGAUACCCUCGACAUGAAGAGCCUGAUGGAAGGCGUGGGUGUGGGCGUGAACAUCCUGGGAAGCACCACGCCCACCUACGAGGAGGGGAGCUGCUUGCUGUAUGAUGACCUGCAGAAGACACCCCUGGUGACACCCUACAACACCCUCCGAGCCUCUACCCCUGACGCAGCCCCUGUCUACUCUACCCCUGACGCAGCUCCUGUCUACUCCAUCUCUGACUCAGCCCCUGUCUACGCCACCCCUACCGCCCUCAGACCCUCCUCCACCUUCCCCUGCACCUCUUCCUUCACGCCCAUACCCCGCCCUGUCACCCUCGCCUCCAUCUCCAGACCACACCAAACACUAUCACGCCCGCCGCCCAUCCCGCCUACAUCUGAGAAGUGCAACACACAGAUCCAGGUUGCGUCCGUGACUGGUCCGUGGCUGACGUGCGUGUACAGGCAGGACCCUGGACGUCUGGUCACGCCCACACCCACGCCCACGCUGGCCCCGGAGCGCAUUACCCGGACGGGCGUGCUGGCUUCUGGGGCUUUCGCUACGCUGUCAGUGGGCGUGGUCAGUGAAGAUGGAUCACAGGAGGAGGGUGAGAGGGCGGCCCCGCCCACCCGGCACGCCGCCCUUGUCACUGUCACCGCCCACCAGGCCGCCCCAGCAGCUACACGGCACGCACAGUUGUUAUCAAGUUUGGAUAACGAGAACAUAACUCGGUUACUUGGGGUGGUGGUGGGCGGUCCUGUGGGCGUGACACUGGUGCUGGAGUACCAACCCGACGCCCAUCUUCCUGAGUACCUCCACGCCCGUACUCUCGCCCCCACCGAGUACGCCCACGCCCAUGCUACUGCCACCCACCCAGGUCAACACACGGGUACUGUUAUAAGCGUGAGUGGACUAGUUGGUGUGGUGGUGCAGGUAGCAGCAGGCAUGGCCUUCCUCGAGUCUCACAGAGUCUCUCACACCGACCUGGCCGCCAGAAACAUUGUGGUGAUGGGCGGCAGCGUGGGUGGCCACGUGGGCGUGGUGAAGGUCACACAGGUGGGAUCAGCGCUGCCUCGCUACUCUGCUGACUACUGGCGGCCUCCUGACGGUCGUGGACCAGCGCCGCUACGAUGGUGCAGCCCAGAGACCCUGUGUCAGGGCACCUUUAGCUCUCCUGCAGAUGUCUGGUCCUUCGGCGUCACUCUGUGGGAGAUCCUGACGCUGGCUCGCCGACGGCCCCAUCACCACCUCUGUGACGACCUUCUCUUCCACGCCCUCCUUUCCACGCACGCCCACGCCCACCCAUCCACACCCGUCAGUGAUACCUACGCCACUCCUCAGGUAGUGUUGAGUCCUCCAGGGUGGUGCCCUAGAGAGGUGCAGGAGGUGAUGACUGAGUGCUGGCGGCCACACCCUGCACAGAGGCCCACCUUCAGCUCUAUCCACGCCAGGCUGGCAGCCUACGCCCUUUCCCACGACUAACUAGCCUCGGGCAAGCCUCACUCCAGCCUGCCCAGGACCAUGGCUGACUGCAAGAACGCCAUCACAACUAUACAUAUCGAGCAAGCAACUGUGUGCCAAGUAUUUGAAGCGAAGGAUAAAGAUGUGCCAAGUAGGAUUAAGUAACUUAAUGAAGUGUACACUACUGAAUAAUUGGUCGCAUUUCUUUAAAGUUUUAAUGUAAAAGAAGAGUGCUUUGCACUAAGUCUCUGCAUAAACAAAAAGACGAGAGACAAGACAGCAGAACUAGUGUUUAACUUCUCCAAGCGGAGGCUCAACAUUUUGUUACUCAGCAGCAAGAUAACUUAAGAGACAUUUUCUUUUCCUCGAGCUUCCUUUCCUUGCUGGAUUAUGUACAUACCUUAAAGUCAAGUUCCUGGAUAAUGACUGUGUAAACAAAGCAGCAGCCAAGUUGACUCUCCAAACAGAGCGAGACAAGGUUAGGUAAGAAGCUUAGCGCUUAUCGCUACCAUCCUUGGCUAGAACAAUAUACACCCAGGUGUAUGUCUGUGAAUAUCAUUGAGAGUUUACUUUAAUCCCUAUUCUAGUGAUUCAGGUAUCCUUGAUUUUAAUGUUCGGGUGAAUUGCAGCCAUUAACGACAAACGUGCAAUCCAUAGGCUUUAAACCAAACAAACUUGAUUCAGGUCAGUGACAUUAGUGCUGUUGAUUUCAUGUCUAACAUGUGUUAUUGGUCUGAAUCCUCUGUAUCGGUACUGUCAUCAGCUGUGCUUUAACCGGGCUUCUGAGCUACCAUAAGGUUCUAGAUCCCAUCGAUGUCAACUAGAAUUUGAACCAAAGUCUUUAGUUCCCUAAGUCUCUAGCUCUUUCAACUGAAAAAUACAUUAUGAGGCCGUCAAUUUGGGUUUCAUUUCAAAAUCUAAACUCUGAAGUAUUUCUUCAGUGAAAUUCGAGACAGUUUUGGCACGGCUAAUUAGAUCUUUAACUACGUCAAGUCAUCUGUAUAAGAGACACUAAUAAAACAUUAGAUAACUUUAUUAUGGAAACUCUUCGCCCACUCGAAGUGUGAUCUUUUUUAGAGAGACAGAAAAGCAGGGGAAUAUAUAUUGUAGCGCUGAGAUCCGUUGUGAAGGCGCUGGAUAUAUUUUUAACCACCUUGCUGUCGGGGAUGAUGACAAAUGUUUGUAGAGGUUUGCUUAGAAAGAGAAUUUUCACAAAUGUUGUUGUUUAGAGUCUGCGGUUAUUACUCUUGUCAAUACAGCUGCACAGAGUACUAGAGGCUGCAAUAUCUCUAGUGAUUUGAGGCCGUCAGGACACAGCUCUCAGCCUACGUCAUUUAGUAUAAUGUUCGCCCAGGCUACACUAACCUCCACGCACCUAUACUAUAUUUCCAUGUUUUUCCUGUCUUUCUUUGGAUUGCUAAAGUACCUAAUAGACGAAACGUUUCCAGAAUAAAUUUAUCUUAAGUUGCAUAUACAUUAGUCGGUAUUAUAUGCCUUGUUUCUGAGACCAAGUCACCUGUUGCUACUGUUAUCAACUGUGGCGGCGUCCCUUCCUGGGACAUCUCUCCUCCCCCGAGGGGCGUCUAGUACUCUGGUACCGUUCACUGAUACCAGUACCUCACCCAAGACCCUUGUGAACGUGACUGACUCCAAUCACUGUACCUUGAACUAUGACCUGACUUACGCUGCCAUCAAUCAAGCCCCUGAAUUCACUGUAAUGCUGUCAACGCGUGUGUGUAAAAUUGAUGGGAUCCCAUGAAUAAUUUUUAGUAAGGAACCUACGAGUUAUAAUUAUUAUUGGGCCCUCGCAGAGUCGUCAGCAUAGUGAACUAAUGUCAGAAAGGUGAUCCUACUAAAAAUGUCAGAUAAUGGCUCCUGCAAGAGAGAUCAGCUAAGAAAACCCGCAAGACAGGUCAGCUAGAGUUCUACAGAACUUGUACGUACGAAGAUUCAGUAUAGAAACUCAACAAGUGGACCUUGAGCUUUACUUCAGGUGAAGGAUCCAGUUCUAUUACUGAAGAGGACCUUAAAUAUACUAUCAGGCGAGGGAUCCUAAGUAUAUUUUUUAUGAGGAGCAGCACAUGCAUUAUCAGAUGAGAGACCUUAAAUGUAAUAUGAGGGACCUUAAAUGUAAUAUGAGGGACCUUAAAUGUAAUAUGAGGGACCUUAAAUGUAAUGUGAGGGACCUUAAAUGCAAUAUGAGGGACCUUAAAUAAGAGAUGAGGGAUCUUUAAUAGAAGGGGGACCUUUAAUAUGAUGAGGGACCUUAAAUGCAAUACGAGAGAUAUUUGAUGUAAGAAGAGGGACUUUAAAUGAAAAGUGAGGGAUUUUUAAUAUAAGAGGGACCUUAAAUGUAAGAUAAGGGACCUUAAAUGUAAGAUAAGGAACCUUAAAUGUAAGAUAAGGGAUCUUUAAUGUAAUAUUAGGCGAGGGAUUUGUAUUAUAAGUAUAUCAGUUCAGGGACCCUGUAUAUCGCCUCAUUCAAUACACUACUGAGAAUUUUAACUACUACUAACAAUUUCUUCGGUACCUGGACAAUAGAUUUUUAAGGGUAGGCUAGUAUAUAAUUUCCAUAAAUUAUUCUCACUAAACGGCUAAUGCAUUCCACUGAGCUGUUGCAGUUGGUGGUCAGACAAUGGUUCGUGUGUGUGUGUGUGUGAGUUGCAGUGCCACGACGCUGUCAUCGUGACCAAAGUGAAAGAAAUAACAUAGUUAAGUGUAUUCAAAGGAAAAUAAUAAAAAAAAUUGCCUGCAUAUAGAAACAGAAAUAAGGAAAGAUAUAUACAUAUAUAUUUCGACCUCGGAUAGAGAUCAUCUUUUCUUCAUGUGUGUUUCUACAUGUGGUUCCUUACUUUGUAGUGACAAGUGUUUGUAUAACACUUUUGAUGCUCCAGGUGUUUAUAUAACACGUUUGAUGCUCCAUGUGUUUGUAUAACACGUUUGAUGCUACGGGUGUUUGUAUAACACGUUUGAUGCUCCAUGUGUUUGUAUAACACGUUUGAUGCUCUGGGUGUUUGUAUAACACGUUUGAUGCUCCAGGUGCUUGUAUAACACGUUUGAUGCUCCAUGUGUUUGUAUAACACGUUUGAUGCUCCAGGUGUUAGUAUAACACAUUUGAUGCUCCAGGUGUUAGUAUAACACUUUUGAUGCUCCUACAUAGCUUAGUGUGUUUAAUGUUUUUUAGAAAUUACUGUAUUUUAGAAAUGUGUUUUUAAAUACAUCUCCCCAUUAUAUUUUGGACGUUUAAGCACUUUACACGUUUCUAGUCAUGUGGGCAGGCCUUGUUAGUGACGAGGUAUGCAGUAUUUUUCUGGUUACUCUUUUCUUGUACUCAUUUUUACAUUCAUAAAUUGUUUUGUAUAUGACAAGUCUUCCGUGUUUAGGUCACUCAGAUAACUGUAGUUGUAACCUCAUAUUUCAAGAAUACAUAGUGGAGGGUCAUUGUGUUAAUGUGAAUACCGUUGUCAGUGGCACACUGGUUGCUGGCCACCUAUAGCUGUUCUUGUAGCUGGUAGAAGAGGGAAGCAACUGCGUUUUGCACUUGUCAGGGUCCAACUCCCUCGUGUACACAAGAUAACAAGUGUACGUUUGGAUAAUAAAAGCCACAGUACAGUGACUUAAACAAUUCAAAACUAAUCUAACCACGAAACGGGUGGGAUUAGAACCCAUGGCGAGCAAGUCGUAAAACUCCAGGCCACUGCGUAAACCGCUGGGCCAGCUGGUUACAAAAAAAAAAAAAAUAAUCCAACUAGGUAUAUUUAUACACCAUAAGGAGGUUACCUAGUUGGAUGAAUAUUAUUGUAGCCAGGUGGCCAAGUCGCUUACAUACUAACCUGGAGUUUUAAGACUCAUUCGCCAUGGGUUCAAAACCUACCCGUUCCGUGGUUUGUUUACAAUCGUAUUAUUACGAUUUCGUGAGUCAGUUCAAAACUUACAAACUGAAAAUGAAACUAAAUGAAAUUUCGGUCCUUCCUGAAUGAUUCACUCGACGAUGAUACACGAAGGACGGAAACGUUAUCAAGUUUCACAUGCAAUUAAUGGUUUAGCUGUAGAGUACAAGCACAAGGUGUACUGGUGAGGUGAGGUGGCGGCCACACGGCAGUGAAAACGCCAGAGUGUAGUGAUGCAGUGUGCAGUUAAAAUGCUUUAUUGUUUACCACGGAACAUUGCACGUUCGUCUGGUCUGACAGAGCAAGAGCAGAGCAGUGCAGGGAAGACUAGCAGCCUCGGGCCGUAGCAACGGCUCGACAAAAUGCUGAAAACGAGUUAUAACAAGAGACGCAGAGAGAGAAAGAGAGAGAGAGAGAGAGAGAGAGAGAGAGAGAGAGCAUCCCUAUCCUAGUUCCUGACACAGCAACAUGGUAGCCACCACCUGCACCCACCACUGUACCUCGCUCUGCUCUUAAUAAACAUCGAAAUCAA
This is a messenger RNA of Cherax quadricarinatus, 8224 nucleotides long. The record is from RefSeq and is a predicted model, not a curated record. Lineage: Eukaryota; Metazoa; Arthropoda; Malacostraca; Decapoda; Parastacidae.